This is a messenger RNA of Ambispora leptoticha, 305 nucleotides long. NCBI's taxonomy places the organism in Eukaryota, Fungi, Glomeromycota, Glomeromycetes, Archaeosporales, Ambisporaceae. The record is from the annotation of a GenBank genome assembly.
AAGGGGAAGAACACUACCUUACAAAUUACCCUCAGCCGUGGGGAAGUUUUGGGACUACAUAUUCUUGCUGUUAUGCUUGUGGAAAAAAGAUUAAAAAAAUAACCGAAUUUGGAGAUGAAAAACAAUUAGAUUGUCAACAUAAUAUAAAAUCAGCAAAAUUAGAAGGUGAUAAACUAAUAAUCGAGUAUAAUAAUCAGCAAAAAGAAACCAAAGAAAUAGACGACCAAGAAUUAGAGCAGAUUAAAUCUUAUUCCCAAAAAAUAGGCAAAAGUGAACUUUCUUUAUCAGAUUUAGAGCAAUCAUAG